This is a messenger RNA of Cicer arietinum (chickpea), 1811 nucleotides long. RefSeq lists its product as uncharacterized. NCBI's taxonomy places the organism in Eukaryota, Viridiplantae, Streptophyta, Magnoliopsida, Fabales, Fabaceae. The record is from RefSeq and is a predicted model, not a curated record.
UCCUAAAUCCAAACAUUUAUAUAAUCACAAUUAAUUUUGUGAGGUACAAAGAUAAUAUAUAGUAAAUAGAAAGAAAAAAAAUAAAAGUUAUGUCUUCCAAUCCACAAUUUUCAUCUAAAAUUUCCAAUUUGCGAUCACUAGUUCGCCGUGUUUAUGAGACUGUAGAGCCUAGAUCAGAAACGAAAGAAACUCCUCAAACUUAUCUUCUGCAUGUUUAUCUUCCUGGUUUUACAAAGGAUCGUAUAAAGAUUACAUUGUUAGAUUCAUCACGAAUGGUGAAGAUUACAGGUGAACGACCAAUUCAAGGAAACAAAUGGAGAAGAUUUGACCAAACAUAUCCAGUACCAGAAAAUAGUGAGGCAGAGACACUUGAAGCCAAUUUUGAACAAGGAACACUGAUCCUUAAAAUACAAAAAAAGCUCAUUUCACAAUCACAGCAACAAGUGGAACAAAGUCCACAAGAUCUUUCAAAUAAUAAAGCUUUAUCUGAAGCAAAACCUGAAAAACUCCAAGCAGAAGACAACAUGAAAAGUGAUUCACCUCAAACUCAAAGCUUUGAGAAAAAGACACAAAAUGUUACUCAUGAUGACACAUUAUCUCAAAUUCCUCAAGAUACAAUUAGCAAUAAUAAUAAUAAUCCUCAAAAGGAUCAACAUGAAUUUGAGCCAAAACCAACAGUCAUUGAGAAAACCAAAACACAAAUAGAUGAAAAGCCUCAAAAUGGCCAAGAGGAAUAUCAGCCAAAAUCAACAACAAUAGAAGAAACCAAAACUGAAAUAGAUGAGAAGCUUGAAAAGGGUCAAGAGGAAUUUAAACCAAAAACAACAACCAUAGAGAAAACCAAUACACUAACAAAUGAAAAGUCUCAAAAGGGUCAAGAGGAGUUUCAGCCAAAACCAACAACCAUAGAGAAAACUAAAACUCAAAUAGAUGAGAAGCUUGAAAGGGUUCAAGAGGAAUUUCAACCAAAAACAACAACCAUAGAGAAAAUCAAUACACUAACAAAUGAAAAGUCUCAAAAGGGUCAAGAGGAAUUUCAGCCAAAACCAACAACCAUAGAGAAAACCAAAACUCCAAUAGAUGAGAAGCUUGAAAAGGGUCAAGAGGAAUUGAAACCAAAAACAACAACCAUAGAGAAUAUCAAUACACUAACAAAUAAAAAGUCUCAAAAGGGUCAAGAGGAAUUUCAGCCAAAACCAACAACCAUAGAGAAAACCAAAUCUCAAAUAGAAGAGAAGCUUGAAAAGGGUCAAGAGGAAUUGGAGUCAAAACCAACAUCCACAAAGAAGGAAGUUAAUGAGAAAAAUGAGAUGCCUUAUGAGUCAAGCAAGACUAUAAAAGAUGUGAAGAAUCAUAAUUUAACAGAAAAGGAAAUUGAAAAUACACAACUUUUUCCUCCAGAAAAUGAAAAGGAAUCAUCUGGCUGCGGAACUUCUCUUAAUGAAGAAGGGAAGAAUGGAAUCAGAAAAAUAGCUGCUGCUUCUUCUCAGUUUAUAACAAGAAUUGCAGACGGGAAAUGGAGGGGUGAAGAGAGACAUUUAGUUGAAAAUAUAGGUGCUGCAGUUCUAGUGAUUGCAGCAUUUGGAGCCUAUGUAUCAUAUAGGUUUUCCUCUUGAGAGAGAACUAUAAUUAACUAGUUCUAUACUCAAUCCUUUCUCACACUUGUAAAUGAAGAAAUAAUGAAUCAUAAAUAAUGGUGGCUUAAGUACAUCUUCAUCCAUGAUUCUUAAUUUCCACUUUAUCCUAAAAGCAAAUAUAAAGUUGUAAGCUUAAUUGAUUAUAUAGAUAAAUUGUUAUAAUAUUUUAUCUCA